ACAGAGAAAGUGCAAGAAAGAAAGAAAGGAAAAAAGUGAGAGAGAGAGAAAAAAAUGGCUGUGGAAGAUACCCCAAAAUCUAGCAUCACCGACGACCAAAUCAGCAAUAACCCUAGGGUUCUCGACGACAACGACGACCUCGAAGACGGAGAGAUCCUCGACGACGACGAUUCCUCCGCCACUUCCAAGCCUCCGGCAACCCUUGUCCGGCAACCUCAUCACCCUCUCGAGAAUUCAUGGACUUUCUGGUUCGAUAACCCUUCAGCCAAGACCAAGCAAGCUGCUUGGGGCAGUUCAAUCCGACCCAUCUACACCUUCUCCACCGUUGAGCAGUUUUGGAGCAUUUAUAAUAACUUACACCAUCCAAGCAAGUUGGCUGUGGGAGCAGACUUCCAUUGUUUCAAGGAUAAGAUUGAGCCAAAAUGGGAGCACCCCAUCUGCGCUAAUGGUGGGAAAUGGACUGUUACCUUUUCUAGGGGAAAAUCUGAUACCAGUUGGUUAUACACGUUGUUGGCAAUGAUUGGAGAACAAUUUGAUCACGGAGAUGAAAUUUGCGGAGCAGUUGUGAAUGUCAGAGGUAGGCAGGAAAAAAUUGCUCUUUGGACUAAGAACGCUACAAAUGAACCUGCUCAGGUGAGCAUUGGAAAACAGUGGAAGGAGUUUCUUGAUUAUAAUGAGACCAUUGGCUUUAUAUUUCAUGACGAUGCAAAGAAGUUUGACAAACAGGCUAAAAAUAAAUACGCCAUAUGAACGGUAUAGCGUUCAUAACUGGUGGCAAGUGUAGGAUGCAAAGAUGCCUUGUCUUACCUCCAACAUCCAACAUGUAGCUGAGCAGCAUUCAAAGCAUUUUUCAUCUCUCAUCUUCCCUUGUUUUACAGAUUUGUGUACGGAUAAUUUUCCUGACUGGAAGAUGUUUUAUCAAUAAUAUAGUGAUUUAGCUAAUUGAUUAUCUACCAUAGUUUUAGAUGACUGGGAUAUAAUUUCUACUUCAUUUUCCUCUUUCCUUUUAGCCAUUAAAAUCUAAUGUAUGGAAGUGAUUACCCUAGAAAUGACU
Messenger RNA from Gastrolobium bilobum, 1054 nucleotides. RefSeq names its product eukaryotic translation initiation factor 4E-1-like. Gene Ontology annotation, molecular function: translation initiation factor activity; RNA 7-methylguanosine cap binding. The transcript has 5 exons. The record is from RefSeq and is a predicted model, not a curated record. The coding region runs from base 55 to 750 and encodes 231 amino acids. Lineage: Eukaryota; Viridiplantae; Streptophyta; Magnoliopsida; Fabales; Fabaceae. Gene Ontology annotation, biological process: translational initiation. Gene Ontology annotation, cellular component: eukaryotic translation initiation factor 4F complex.